UAAAAAACCACCCAAGUCUCACAAAACUUCCCCUCCCAUUUUAAAAUCUCUUUCUUUUCUCACUCCUCUUUUCACAUUCUCCUUCAAAUUUCUCCAGUUCAUCUUACUCGAUCUCCAUUCUCAACUCUACUCAGAAAGAAAGUUUCUAGAAAACCUACAUCAAAUUCGCGUAAGAGUCACGCAGAAAACAAAAACAAUAUAAAUUGAACGAAAAAAGGAAAAAUCUCAGAGAGGAAAGAAAUGUUGGGGAGGAUCUUGGGUAGAGGAGGUUCUGCUUCUAAUAAUGAUAUGGAAGACCACGAAAAAUCUCCUCAAUCAACACCUUCUCCUUCAGCGACAGUAAGACCAUCUUCGAAGAAUGUUUUCGCAACAGAUUUAGGACCUGCAAGACCGUUACGUCUUGUUUAUUGUGAUGAAAAAGGGCAGUUUAAGAUGGACCCUGAAGCUGUUUCGGUUCUUCAACUUGUUAAAGGACCUAUUGGUGUUGUUUCUGUUUGUGGUAGAGCUCGUCAAGGAAAGAGUUUUAUCUUGAAUCAGCUUCUUGGGAGGAGUAGUGGGUUUCAAGUUGCAUCAACCCACAAGCCAUGCACAAAAGGUCUUUGGAUGUGGAGCGCACCAUUGAAAAGAACUGCUCUUGAUGGAACUGAGUACAAUCUCGUGCUUCUGGAUAGUGAAGGAAUUGAUGCUUACGAUCAAACGGGAACUUACAGUACACAAAUAUUCUCUCUGGCUGUCUUACUAUCUAGCAUGUUUAUUUACAACCAGAUGGGUGGUAUCGAUGAAUCUGCGCUAGAUCGCCUCUCCCUUGUUACUGAAAUGACCAAACACAUUCGUGUUAAAGCCUCAGGUGGAAAAAGCACAGCAUCUGAGCUUGGGCAAUUCUCUCCAAUUUUUGUCUGGCUUUUGAGGGAUUUUUAUCUGGACUUAAUAGAGGAUAAUAAGAGGAUAACACCACGUGAUUACCUAGAGAUAGCCUUGAGGCCUAUGCAAGGAGCUGCAAAAGAUGUAGCUGGGAAAAAUGAGAUCAGGGAGUCCAUUCGUGCUCUUUUUCCAGAUCGUGAAUGCUUCACGCUAGUGCGGCCUUCAAACAGUGAACGUGCAUUACAACGACUUGAUCAAACCUCUUUGGAAAAAUUAAGACCAGAAUUCGUAGCUGGCUUGGAUGCACUAACAAAAUUUGUUUUCGAGAGAACUAGGCCCAAGCAAGUAGGGGCUACUGUGAUGACAGGCCCCAUUCUUGCUGGUAUAACACAAUCUUUUCUUGAUGCUUUGAAUAAAGGUGCAGUUCCGACAAUAUCUUCCUCAUGGCAGAGUGUUGAAGAAGCAGAGUGUAGAAGGGCAUACGACACAGCUUCAGAAGUUUACGUGUCUUCUUUUGACCGCUCAAAGCCUGCUGAAGAAGUUCCUUUACGCGAAGCGCACGAGAUAGCAGUUCAAAAAGCACGUUCCGCAUUUAAUGCUGGUGCUGUAGGUGCUGGUUCAGCAAAACAGGAAUAUGAAAACCGUCUUCAGGUUUUCUGCAGUAAGGCUUUUGAGGACUACAAAAAGCAUGCUUUCAUGGAUGCAGAGUUAAAAUGCUCCAACACCAUAAGAAACAUGGAAAAGAAGUUACGAGCUGCUUGUCAUGUUCCUGAUGCAAAACUUGAUCAUGUUGUCAAAGUUCUUGAGGGUCUUCUAUCUGAGUAUGAAAAAUCAUCUUAUGGUCCAGGGAAAUGGCAGAAGUUGGUCACCUUCUUACAACAAAGUUUGGAAGGUCCGAUACUCGACUUAGCAAAGAAGCAAUUAGAUAAAAUUGGUUCAGAGAAGAGUACUGCUAUGCUUAAAUGCCGCUCAAUUGAAGACAGGAUGGGAUUGCUUAACAAGCAACUCGAAGUAAGUGAGAGGAGUAAAGCAGAAUAUUUGAGGCGUUUUGAGGAUGCCAUCAAUGACAAGAAGUCUCUUGGAGAUGAGUAUAUGAGCCGUAUCACUAAUUUGCAGAGUAAAUGCAGCUCACUGGAAGAGAGGUGCUCAACCUUAUCUAAAGCCCAGGAAUCCGCCAGGCAAGAUUCUGCCGAGUGGAAAAGAAAAUAUGAGCAAGCCUCUUUAAAACAAAGAGAGGAAGAAGAUCUGGCACAUGCAGAAAUAACCACUCUUCAGUCCAGGGCUAGUGCUACCGAAGCUAUGUUAGCUGCAGCUCGUGAGCAGGCUGAAUCUGCUCAAGAUGAAGCAAAAAGCUGGAAGGAAAAGUUCAAUAUUGCUGCUCGGGAAACCAAAGCUGCUUUGGAGAAGGCAGCAACAGCACAAGAGCGCACAAAUAAGGAGGCCCAGACUAGAGAAGAUAAUAUUAGGUCGGAAUACGUUGACAUUUUGGCUGAUAAGGAUGAGGAGAUCAAGGACAAGGUAGCAAGGAUUGAACAUGCUGAAAAACGGUUGACCACACUGAGUUUGGAAUUGAAGGCUGCUGAAUCAAAAGUGAGGAGCUAUGACUCUGAAUCAUCGUCUCUGAAGUGUCAAAUCAAGAAAUUGAUUGAGAAGCUAGAUUCUGUGAAGGAGCAAGCUCAAUCAUCUGAAAAAGAAGUCAGGAUCCUGCAACAGGAAAAGAGCCAUCUGCAGGAAAAAUACAAUUCUGAGUUUAAAAGAUUAGAGGAAGUUGAGGGAAGGUGUAAAAUUGCUGAAACUGCCGCAAAGAAAGCAGUUGAAAUGGCUGAUAAAGCACGAGCGGAAGCCGUGAUUGCGCAGAAGGAAAAGACAGAAGUUCAGCGAGUGGCAAUGGAAAGACUUACACAAAUUGAAAGAGGUGAAAGGCAGAUUGAGAAUCUAGAGAGGGUGAAGACUGACUUGAUGGAAGAAGUUCAGAGGGUCCGUGCUGCCGAAAUGGAUGCUGUGUCAAAAGUCAGUCAGCUGGAGGCGAGGGUUGAAGAAAGGGAAAAGGAAAUCGAAUCGUUACUUAAGUACAACAAUGAGCAGAGGAUGGAUAAUGUACAUGUGCUUGAACAACUGCUUGAGACUGAACGAACUGCCCGAGCAGAAGCGAACAACAGGGCAGAAGCCUUAUCUGUGCAAUUACAAUCUACUCAAAGUAAACUUGAUUUACUACAACAGCAAUUGACUUCGGUUCGGCUGAAUGAAACUGCUCUGGACAGCAAACUUAGAACUGCUUCACAUGGAAAACGAAUGAGGUCAGAAAACUAUGAUAUGGGGAUGGAAUCUGUCCAUGAUAUGGACAUUGAUGAUGGCAAGGGAAGUAAAGGAAGGAAGAGGUCAAAGAGCACAACGAGUCCUCUCAAAAACAUGCAGCAGGCUGAGGAUGGAGGUUCAGUUUUCAAGCUUGAUGAAGAUGAUGGCCAGAGUAGUCAGCAUACUGGGUCAGAGGAUUAUACGAAGUUUACUGUGACUAAACUGAAGCAAGAGCUGACAAAACAUGGUUUUGGUGCAGAUUUACUUCAGUUGAGGACUCCUAAUAAGAAGGAAAUAGUUGCCCUCUAUGAGAGACUUGUUCUUCAAAAGUAGUGCUGCCUGCCUCUUAACUUGUGGUUUGUAUAGUAAGCGCUGUAAUCUACUAAAGGAUCUUGAUUUGUUCACCUUCCACAUCUAACAAAAGAAUUGGGAAUCCUUAUAGCUGGUUUAGGUUUUGUAUAUUGGGCACCGUUUAAGCAUGUCUGGUUGCAAAACUCUGCUUAUUGUAAUGGACAUUUAUGUCUUUGUUCCACUUGAAGUCCGAUUUUUUUCUUCUUCUUCCGUGUUUUCCUAGUGUAAUUCAAUUGCCUUGUGGUUUUAUUCAGAUCUAGUGAUGAUGAAGUACUCUCGGUCUUUACUCAAAUUUUGUGCGAGUGAAGCCCUUCGGAUGUAGGUCGGUUAUUGUAUGGUUUGCUUGUUGAUUUUAGCUC
Messenger RNA from Papaver somniferum (opium poppy), 3866 nucleotides. RefSeq names its product guanylate-binding protein 3-like. NCBI's taxonomy places the organism in Eukaryota, Viridiplantae, Streptophyta, Magnoliopsida, Ranunculales, Papaveraceae. Gene Ontology annotation, molecular function: GTPase activity; GTP binding. The transcript has 14 exons. The record is from RefSeq and is a predicted model, not a curated record. The coding region runs from base 241 to 3489 and encodes 1082 amino acids.